This is a messenger RNA of Panicum hallii, 4377 nucleotides long. Its product is annotated as putative disease resistance protein RGA1. Gene Ontology annotation, molecular function: ADP binding. The coding region runs from base 557 to 3343 and encodes 928 amino acids. Gene Ontology annotation, biological process: defense response to other organism. NCBI's taxonomy places the organism in Eukaryota, Viridiplantae, Streptophyta, Magnoliopsida, Poales, Poaceae. The transcript is spliced from 5 exons. The record is from RefSeq and is a predicted model, not a curated record.
AUGGCAAACGUGUAAAACGACUCCAUUUUGCUAGUACAGUACACAUAGAUAGAGCUCCUUAGAAAUCCUGAACUCCACGCAUCUUUAGCUCCUCGCCGUAGAAAUCCUGAACCCUAACAGCUCUAUGAUGAUCUUAAACUAAUUGUUAGUGCUAUUAUUCACACUUGCCACCGGCCUCCCACGGUCCCCAACUCAAGCAGCCAAACAAAGCCACCGCAAACCCCAGGUUCAUGGCCAGCUAUGGCAGUCAUGGCCAUAACGACGACCUCACGUUGCAACCGAAAGCCCUCCUGGUGAUCCUCUCUUCUUCAUCACCUUAGUCGACUUCAUCUCGUCCCCCAACCCCAGCCUGCCGUGAUCCUCGCCGUCGGCCCUCACCACCACCGCCUCCAUCGAGCAGUAGUCGUGUCAGGCCGACGCUACCGUGUCGAGGCCAGAUCAGAUCUGUCGAACUCCAACCCAGCGCACCGACAAAUUCAGUUCCACAAACAGCACCCGCAUCAGUGAUCCGGUGGUCGCUCGACUCGCCGGCCUCAGAAACCAAACUCUGUUAUUCAUGGCGGGCGUCUUGGAUGCUUUGGUAUCCUACGUCCAGAACAUGCUUACGGAGAUGGCAAGAGAUGAGGUGCAAAUGCUGCUCGGGGUCUCGGGGGAGAUCCAAAAAUUGGACAUCAAGCUCAAGGACCUCAAGAACUUUCUCCUGGAUGCUGACAAGAGGAGCAUCACCGACCAGAGUGUGCAGGCAUGGGUACUAGAGCUUAGAGAGGCCAUGUAUGAUGCCACCAACAUCCUCGACAUCUGUCAGAUCCAGGCCAUGGAGCGGGGUCCAAGCCAUGAUGCAGGUUGCUUCAACCCCCUGUUGUUCUGCAUGCGGAAUCCCAUCCACGCCCACAAGAUUGGCAGCCGCAUCAAGAACCUUAACCAGAGGCUAGAAGAUAUCAAGAAACGUAGCUUGGACUUCAACUUCAUCAACCUCAAUUCAUAUGAGGACCGUAGCAGGAGGGUGGCAUCCUCUCGUCCUGGUAGCCGUGAGACAUCUGGUGAGCUUGAUGAGUCAAGUUUGGUUGGUGAGAAUAUUGAGGAGGACACAAGAAAUUUGGUGGAGAUGCUGACAACAGCGGCGCUACCAAAAUGUGAGAACAACAAAAUUUUGGUUUUUGCUAUGGUGGGCGUUGGCGGGAUUGGUAAAACCACCCUGGCCAAGAAGAUCUUCAAUCAUGACAUUAUCCAACAAGAAUUCGCAAAGAAAAUAUGGUUGAGCGUGAACCAGGACUUCAGUGAGAUUGAGCUGCUGAGAAGAGCUGUCAUCGAAGCUGGAGGUGAGCACCAAUCUAAUGGAAAUACAAGGGGCGCGCUUGAGCGAGCUCUUAAGGAAGUCUUGAACAGGCAAAAGAUUUUAUUGGUGAUGGAUGAUGUCUGGAACCAUCGAGCAUGGGAGGAUGUGCUCCAAACUCCCUUGAUCACUGCUGCCCUAGCUCCAGGUAGCUGUGUCCUCGUCACCACAAGGCAUGACACGGUCGCAAGAGGGAUGAUGGCAACAAGGCCCUACCACCAUGUCAAUAAACUUGAUCCUGAAGAUGCAUGGUUGUUGCUCAAGAAGAAGGUAGUUGGAAAUGGAAAUGAUGAAGCCCAGAUUGAACUGCUCAAGGAUAUUGGAAUGGAAAUUAUAACAAAAUGCGAUUGUUUACCGCUUGCUGUCAAAGUAAUAGGCGGUCUCCUGCGUCAAAAAACAGCAAGGCGACGGGAGUGGGAAAAUGUCCUAAAUGACUCGAUAUGGUCAGUAUCCCAAAUGCCUGAAGAGCUAAACUAUGCAAUAUAUCUUAGUUAUGAAGAUUUGAGUCCUAGUUUGAAGCCUUGCUUUCUUCACUACUCCCUCCUCCCCAAGAGCCGAGUGUUCUUCACCGAUGAGAUUAUCGGCAUGUGGAUUAGCGAAGGAUUUGUUUAUGGAACCUCUUGUGACUUAGAGAAAAUAGGAAAAGAGUACUAUGAUGAGUUGAUACAGAGGAACCUUAUUGAGCCUAAUUUAGAGUACGUUGAUCAAGUAGUCUGCAACAUGCAUGAUGUUGUCCGCUCAUUUGCUCAAUACGUGGCUAGACAUGAAGCAUUUGUAGUACACAACAAGGAAAUUCACAUUGCUGACAAAAUCAAUUCACAGAAGUUUUUACGCUUAUCUCUGGAAACGAGAGGAUCAGAAUCAGAUGAGUUAGAGUGGUAUUCAUUACAAGCACAAACAUCACUGAGAACAAUAAUAUCAGUCGGGAAUAUAAAAAUGAAACCUGGCGAUUCGUUGCUUGCUUUUUCAAAUUUACGGACACUACAUAUGCAAGAUGCAAAUUUUGAUGCAUUAUCCGAAUCUUUGAAUCAACUGAAACACUUGAGGUAUUUAUCCAUAAAAGGAACUAACACAUCUAGGCUGCCAGAAAACAUUGGAAAGAUGAAACUUCUGCAAUAUAUUAUCCUUUAUGGUUGUAACAGUUUGGUGAAGCUUCCAAAUUCCAUUGUAACGCUGAAACACUUGAGGUUUCUUAACAUUCAUAUAAAAGGAAUAAGCAGCAUACCUAAGGGUUUUCAUAGGUUAACCAAUCUGAGGAGUUUAUAUGGGUUUCCAGCACAUAUGGAUGGUGAUUGGUGUAGCCUUGAAGAACUGGGACCUCUCUCCCAGCUCACUAGGCUUCGUAUAAGUGGCCUGGAAAAUGUGUCUUCUUCCUCAUUUGCAACAAAAGCCAGGAUUGGUGAAAAGGUGCGGCUGAGCUAUCUGUUCUUAGAAUGCACAAGUAGAAUCGGACAUGAUGGUCAGUUGGUAAAAGAUGAAGAAGGCAUUCCUGAGGAGCAGCAGCGACAAAUCGAGGAGGUAUUUAAUGAGCUCCACCCUCCGUCUAGCUUAGAAAACCUCGUAAUCAGAUGGUACUUUGGUCAGCGGCUCCCAAGGUGGAUGAUGUCAACAGCAAUUGUGCCCCUUGGGAGCUUGAGGGUUCUAAUGAUGGAUGACCUGGUCAGCUGCUCGGAGCUUCCUAAUGGCUUGUGUCAGCUCCCCUGCUUGGAACUCCUACAGAUCGUUUGUGCCCCAGCGAUCAAGCGUAUUGGGCCUGAAUUCCUGCAACCAAACCAUCAUUGCCACCACCAUUCCCAGGUAGGGGUUCCAUUCCCCAGAUUGAGUAAGCUGAAGUUUAAUGAUCUGGUCGAUUGGGAGGAAUGGGAGUGGGAGGAGCAAGUGAAAGCCAUGCCUAUCUUGGAGGAGCUUAUACUCAAGAAGUGCAAGUUGAGGCACGUGCCUCCUGGCCUUGCAUUCCAUGCUAUGGCCUUGCAUUCCAUGCCUAUCUUGCAUUCCAUGCUAUGGCUUUGAGGAGAUUAUGAGAACUUUACUUUUGUUGUUCACCUCGACGUGUUUAGAAACACUGACCUGGAGAGGAUUAGUAAUCUACCAAAACUGCAGAAGCUCAUCAUAAUCGAGUGCCCAAAGAUGAAGGUAUUGGAGGGCAUGCCUGCGCUACAUAAACUCGAUCUGGAGGAUUAUGACAUGCAAACACUCCCCAGAUAUCUGCAGGAUAUAAAGCCAGGGCACUUGCUGCUGGACUGCAGCUUAUGGUUGCUCACUUCUAUAGCUGCUGGGAAGCAUGGUCCUGAGUGGGACAAGUUCAGCCAUGUCCAACAAGUCAAGGCAUAUGCAGAUGAUGAAGGCAUUCCGAGGAAAUGGUACAUGCUGUACACAAGAGACCCUUUCCGCUUCAAGACAAAUAUCAGCCGCUCUGACAUUGCCCAAGGCGGCACGCGUGGUCUCCUUACUCUAAAACAUGCCCCACUGAAGAUGAGUGGCCCGUAGGACGAUCUGCUUCGACAGACAAAGGUCUGCCCUUCCGCUUAUGGUUCAGGUGCAAUGCCUAUCGUCGUCUGGCUGGCUUGUUGCGUCGAGCGUGCCUGCACUGCAGUGAAGCGAACCGCAUCGCCACCUCAUCAGAUCAAUGGAUCGAAGGAGCAGUAUUGGACCAGAUAUGGGAGGCUGCAGGAACAAAAGGAAAGCUCAAGAGUGUGACGUGAAAUUGUGAACAUGCCUCUAUGUUUUCUGCAUUUGCAUUAGCAGUUGAUGCAUUUACGCUGCUUGCCCUGCAUCGUCAGAGAACAGCGAUAAUUGUACAGGUGGUGACAGACCUUUCUGUCCAUCGGCUGCACGAAAUUAUACUUGCUCAGCUUGCCCUACUUCGUCAGGCAAUAGCGAUGAUUCUAUGAUUCGUGACGGACCUAUUUGUCAACCGACUGUACAAAACAAGGCCUGCUCUGUUUUCAGUUAACCCUUGCUCUGUUUGCUUUCUUUAGUUUCCUCCGGUUGAUCUAAUCUAUCACUGUACAGCAGAGGUAAAGAACACAUUUCGUCUGUUUUCA